Bipolaris oryzae ATCC 44560 is the source of this 381-nucleotide messenger RNA. RefSeq lists its product as uncharacterized. The record is from RefSeq and is a predicted model, not a curated record. Lineage: Eukaryota; Fungi; Ascomycota; Dothideomycetes; Pleosporales; Pleosporaceae. Bases 1 to 381 code for a protein of 126 amino acids. The transcript is spliced from 2 exons.
AUGGCUGCACAAACUGUUCACGAAGACGUUACCUACCCUGCUACACUGCGUACGGACGAUGACGGAGAUAUCUCCGUGGUUGUGGUUCAACCAAUCACAUACUAUCAGCUCGCAACGCCGGCCGCUUCCAGAACGCCAGUGCUGACCGCUCCCAUCACCGCUCCAUCAAAGCCCCGCCACGCUGCCUCCGAUCUGCUCACAAGCGACAAUUUAGCAAUGCAAGACAACGGCUUCGACCCUAUCCUAGAUGUCGCCCAAAAGGCCGCCAAGGCAUUGGGUUUACAGCGAGCAGGCAACGAGCUGGGCUUCCAUCUCGAGCUUCAACACUACACCAACGAUCGGUUUGAUCUUAAUGGCUGGACUACACAACAAGCGCGAUGA